Molecule: messenger RNA, 380 nt
Organism: Aspergillus costaricaensis CBS 115574
Lineage: Eukaryota; Fungi; Ascomycota; Eurotiomycetes; Eurotiales; Aspergillaceae
Exons: 1
Coding region: 68-349 (93 amino acids)
Source: RefSeq, a predicted model, not a curated record
CGAUGUCUCGCACUUGUCCCAGGUUUACUAACUUAGUGCGUGGUUCUCUCCAGUCUCCAGUCUCCAGAUGCCACUCCUCGCACUAACAAGUGGCCCAGUUGCCUGCAAGACGGGGUUGCCGCGAGUCGGUAGCGAAUCCGCCCGCGUGUCUGCCAUGACGCAUGAAACCAACUUGGUGGGGUUUAAGCCGUCGUUCACCGGUGAGAGGGAAUUGGUUAGCAGCGAAGGGAAUGGAAGGGCGAGGAUGGCUGUUGCACACAAUGCAAUGCCACAAUGCCAUUCUCGUGCUUGGCCUCUGCGUCAGUCAGGAGAGGGUGAGACCACGCGGUGGGUGGUGAAUUGGUGGUGAUGCUGGCCUUCCCCAUCUCCGGAUGCGGUCG